Molecule: messenger RNA, 536 nt
Organism: Dipodomys spectabilis (banner-tailed kangaroo rat)
Lineage: Eukaryota; Metazoa; Chordata; Mammalia; Rodentia; Heteromyidae
Product: protein S100-A10-like
Exons: 1
Coding region: 25-306 (93 amino acids)
Cellular component (GO): cytoplasm
Source: RefSeq, a predicted model, not a curated record
GGAUAAGAUUUCAACAGACCUCGAAUGCCAUCUCAAAUGGAACACGCCAUGGAAACCAUCAUGUUUACAUUUCACAAAUAUGCAGGGGAUAAAGGCUACUUAGUAAAGGAAGGCCGGAGAGUACUCAUGGAUAAGGAGUUCCCUGGAUUUUUAGAUCUUCUGGCUAUGGACAAAAUAAUGAAGGACCUGGAUCAGUGCAGAGAUGGAAAAGUGGGCUUCCAGAGCUUCUUUUCACUAAUAGCAGGCCUCACCAUUGCAUGCCAUGACUGUUUCGUAGUACACAUGAAGCAGAAGAGAAGGAAGUAGAUAGAAUCCAGCAAUUAUUUUUGCCCACUGCGUAAGAGUUCUCCUGAAGGGUCAUUUAAGAGAUCCACCCACAAACGAUAUUAUGACAGAUGAGGACCCUUAGGAAAAGUGCAAAUAGCAUCCAACUCCCAUUUGACAAGCAGAGAAAAGAAAGUUAAUUAAAUGCCAAGUAAUCUUUCAUUUUUAUAUUGUUUGCAUCCUCUUGCCCCUAACAAUAAAGUCUUUUUUUA